CUAAUGAUUGAACUGAAGCAUGCAGCUCACAUGCACACAGACAACAAGCGAGCACCGGAGCACUCUGUGAUAGCAGAGCCUUCAGUCUGAUUUAUAUGUGUCUUAUUUAACUGUAGAUUGUACAUUCCACACCUACAGUACGUUACAUACAGCACUGCACUUCUAACCUGCUCAUCUACAUGUCACUUCAUCUCUCUACAAGUCUCAACUGAUAGUUCAGCUUGUUAUCAGAGUACAUCUGCAGCCCAAUAUCACAAAUACAUGUUCCUUAAUAACUUCAACUGAUAGCAUGUGAUCACCUGGCAAACAUGAGAUUGUAAAGGAGGUUGUUCCAGAGGUUGCCAGAAAGGGAGCAGGGCCUGUAGCGUCCACAGCUGGUCCUCACUUCCCGCUGGUUCAGCCCCGACACAACGGCACUAUGACCGACCGUGAAGACUCCAGGAAGAUGAACGGCAGUGCCGACCACUCUUCCCAGCUGCUGGAGCCGCCCAAGGAGAGCAUGCAGCUUAAAAAAGAGAUAUCGCUGCUCAACGGAGUCAGCCUGAUCGUAGGUAAUAUGAUCGGCUCUGGCAUCUUCGUCUCCCCCAAGGGCGUGCUAAUCUAUAGUGCCUCUUACGGGCUGUCGCUAGUCAUCUGGGUCAUUGGGGGCCUGUUCUCUGUGGUGGGGGCCCUCUGCUACGCUGAACUGGGCACCACCAUCACCAAAUCAGGGGCCUCCUAUGCAUACAUCCUGGAGUCAUUCGGUGGCUUCAUUGCCUUUAUCCGCUUGUGGACAUCUUUGUUGAUUAUUGAGCCCACCAGCCAGGCGGUCAUAGCCAUUACGUUCGCAAACUACCUGGUACAGCCGCUCUUCCCAACAUGUGAACCACCCUAUUCAGCAGCCAGACUCAUCGCUGCAGCAUGUAUAUGCCUACUGACAUUCAUCAACUCCGCCUAUGUUAAGUGGGGCACCCGCGUGCAGGACAUUUUCACCUACGCCAAGGUGGCGGCCCUCAUCGUCAUCAUCGUCACCGGAAUCGUCAAGCUGUGUCAGGGUUACACAACCAACUUUGAAUCCGCCUUUCACGGAUCGUCUACAGAUCCCGGCGACAUCGCGCUGGCGCUCUACUCUGCCCUCUUCUCCUACUCCGGCUGGGACACCCUCAACUUUGUCACAGAGGAGAUCAAAAACCCUGAGAGGAACCUGCCGCUGGCCAUCGCCAUCUCUAUGCCCAUCGUCACCAUCAUCUACAUCCUGACUAAUGUGGCCUACUAUGCUAUUUUGGACAUCAGUGCUAUACUGGCUAGUGACGCAGUGGCAGUGACGUUUGCAGAUCAUACGCUUGGUGUGAUGAGCUGGACCAUCCCCAUCGCUGUGGCUCUGUCCUGCUAUGGAGGCCUCAACGCCUCCAUUAUAGCUGCAUCCAGGUUGUUCUUUGUGGGCUCUCGUGAGGGUCACCUUCCAGACGCUCUGUCCAUGAUCCACAUACAGAGAUUCACUCCGAUCCCUGCUCUCAUCUUCAAUUGCAUCAUGUCACUGAUCUACCUGACGGUGGAAGAUGUCUUUCAACUGAUCAACUACUACAGCUUCAGCUACUGGUUUUUCAUGGGACUGUCCAUCGCCGGACAGAUCUACCUCCGCUGGAAGGAGCCUGACCGACCCAGACCUCUCAAGCUGACGUUAUUGUAUCCGGUGGUCUUCUGUAUGUGUGCGGUGUUCCUGGUGGCCGUGCCUCUCUACAGCGACACCCUCAACUCUUUAAUUGGCAUUGCCAUCGCCCUGUCAGGUGUACCUGUCUACUUCCUAGGCGUCUAUCUCCCCGAGUCCAAACGACCGCCUAUCAUCACUAAGCUACUGCGUUCUCUGACUCAUUUCACCCAGUACAGCUGCUACUGUGUACUGACAGAGAUGGACAAAAGUGAAUAGCACUCCGAACACUUUACCCAGAAGCCUCUGCAGCCUCACAGCCACCAGGGGGACCAGACAAGGGAUGCUGCUGUGAGGGGGGAAAAUAAAGGAUCUAUGACUUUUUUUUUUAUUGUACUGUACACUACGUCAAAGCUUUCAGACUUAACUGACUUGUUUACAACACUGACAACGCUGCCAUUGACGCACAUGUUCACUCGCAGAUUCACACUGAAAUUCAAGGACAGUCAAGGAAUUUUUACCUAAGGCACAGAUGCUGUUAUAGUGUUAUACUCCAUAUAGUGGAUAUUGUUACAUACAGUUUAAAUUCACACUAUUUAAUGACCUCCAUUAUAAAUGAUUUGCCUUGUUAGUUCAACAGUUAAUUGUAAAUAUGCUUUUUGAGCAGUAUGCGCCUGUGAGAUUUUACAGGGACCUGAUAAUGAUGCAACUAUAUGCUGUCAAAUGGAUGUUUUAUCAGAGGGAUGGGAUUGUGUGCAGUAUAUGUGAGCAGGAGAAAGUACUUAAUCUAACCAGAGGAUUUAUUGUAAGAAAUAUGUUCAUGUUCACUUCCUGAAUGAAAAAAAGGGAAGAAAAUAUUUGUCUGCUGCUACGUUGCCCAUAUUAUUAUUCUUGAUGCUACAUGUUUGAAACAGAGCAUUUGGUUCUUUUCCAUUAUGUUUAAUGACUGGUGAAUGUUUCAAGCAUUUUGGCGGGGUGAGUUAAAUGUCUGCAAGAUCCAGUCCAACACUAUAGGCAACUGUAGCUUUGCUUUAAACUGCGUAGCACUAAAUCAAUUUAUUCUAAUUCUUUACAGUUUUCAAUUUGCCCAACUAUUGGAGAUAUCAACAGAUGUUCAGACUUUGGACAAAAUAGCAUUAACGUAGUUUUGUUUUGUAUUUAUAAAUCACGUCCAGUUGUGCAGCAUUUACAAAUCCUGUCCCACAUUUUCAAGUAUCGUCAACUAUCUCUGAAUCACUGCUUGGUUUGGCUUCAGUCAGAGGACUUGAGAUACUUGUGGAGCCUCCUACACUCACUCCUGUGAGUUGUCAUUUGAGAGUGAAUGAAAUCACCAUUUACAACCUUUUUUUUUCUACACUUGCAGUUUACAUCCAAUUCUUGUCAUUUCAUUCAUGAAUCUGGAUACAAUUUGAUGAGGAGAAAAACUAAAAUUAAUAUAUAAAUAUUAAAUUAAUUAGCAUUUGUAUGACGAGGUUCAUGCCAACAGAUCAAGACUGAAAACAUUUUGAAUUAUUCAAAAGACAGAAAUCAAACUUAAAAGCUCUUGAUUUGAACCUAGUGCGUCGUUUUGCACCAUUCAUAAACUUUAAAACAUUAAUGGAACUGAAAGCUUUGAUGACCAGGUUAGGACAGUUCUGCUCAAACAACUUAUGCAUCUCUGACAAUUUUGGACCAACUGGUACUGAUUUCCUAUUGUGACCUCUGGGACGUUGACUGUCAAUCAUAAAAAGAAGACUAUUCCAGCCUUGGGAAAAUGAGCAGGCAACAUCAGGCCAGCACUUCCAACGAGUCUCUCAUCUGUGAAACAUAUAGACCUCUAAAGUUGUGGAUCAUAGCACUGUUUACUUUUGUUGGAUAUUGAAUUACAUCCUGUGUUCAUUCUGUAAACUGAUCUAUCCAGCAGGUUUGUGCAACUAAUAUGUAAAUUAACCAGUCUGUAUGUUUAUUAUGCAGGAAUAAAUGACAUCCAGAUGUUUUCCAUUUA
Messenger RNA from Thunnus maccoyii (southern bluefin tuna), 3611 nucleotides. RefSeq names its product solute carrier family 7 member 6 (gene slc7a6). The transcript has 10 exons. The coding region runs from base 419 to 1906 and encodes 495 amino acids. Gene Ontology annotation, molecular function: L-amino acid transmembrane transporter activity. Gene Ontology annotation, cellular component: membrane. Lineage: Eukaryota; Metazoa; Chordata; Actinopteri; Scombriformes; Scombridae. The record is from RefSeq and is a predicted model, not a curated record. Gene Ontology annotation, biological process: amino acid transmembrane transport.